AUGUCUAUAACAAUGGUCCGCGUGUUGUUCGUGCUGGUAGUGUUGUUGAUGGGCUUGGUAUUGCCAACAUCUUCAUAUGCCUUCACUUUGGAAGAGGAGGUCGAGGUGUAUUACAUCCAAGCCCCAUUGCUCGAGCAUGACUUUAACAACCUAUUCAGCUACCUCAAGGCCUUUCAUUCAGGUCUAUACUUUUACACAAGAGCCACCAAACAGAAUUAUACAUUGGAGUAUGUGGCAGUACCAAGUAUAUAUGAUGCAAUAUUCCCACUUCAUAUGAAUGCAACGGCAAAUACAAUCACUUGGGAUAGUUCCGGUGGCGUGUUGUAUAGUGAGCAGUUCAACGCGUCAUACUGGACGGGUGGCCAGCAGUACUUGAUGACGAUCACUGGCGAGACAUUGCAGAACUACCUCUGCUGGGCAGAGUACUAUAAUCAGACCAACCCCUGGUACAACCUGUACGAGGUGCACAACAAUCACACCAACUUCGAGUACCUCAACAGCAGCAUCUGCGACGACUUUGUCUGGGUGUCGCUACAGGCCCUGUUCGACCUAGGUGGCAUCCUGACCGAGGCCCCCGUCCUGGCACCAGCGCGCGACUUUGUCCGCCUAUACGUGACGCAGCCGCCCACGCUUGUCAACACGUCGGACCCGGCAGCCAUGGCCAAGAUGAUCUUUUUCUACGAGGCCAUGCGCCCAUUCCCCAACGAGACGAUCCAGCAGUUCAUCGCGCAGAUGGAGCAUACAUUCUCUGGCACCUUCUACUAUUACUACUCGGGCGUCUACUACAACCUGACGCUGGCGCCAACCAACGCCAUACUCUUUAGCUACAAGUCGUCGCCGCUGCCGACCGGCCCACGCCGCCCCGACAACGUCCACUAUCUGAGCACGUGCCAGCCGGUGCACCUCCAGAGCGUGAACAGGCUGCGCGAGGGCCUCAUCAUCUCGGCCCUAAGCAUCGGUGGUCUGUUGGUGCUGUUUGCCAUCUACAUGAUGGUGGGUGUCGUGUACAACGUCGCCAUCAAGGGCAAGCCAUUCAACAGCAAGGCGUUGCCCAAUCACAAGUUCUGGUCGAGCUGCGGCAGCUGCUGUCGCAGCAACAAGAUCCGUUACCAACCCGUGCUCAUCACCGACUCUGAAGACGCGAAUGGUUCCAUCUCAAACAUCUAUGGCCAGAUCAACUGUUAG
Messenger RNA from Acytostelium subglobosum LB1, 1185 nucleotides. RefSeq lists its product as hypothetical. NCBI's taxonomy places the organism in Eukaryota, Evosea, Eumycetozoa, Acytosteliales, Acytosteliaceae. Gene Ontology annotation, molecular function: hydrolase activity, acting on glycosyl bonds. Gene Ontology annotation, biological process: lysosome organization. The transcript is spliced from 2 exons. The coding region runs from base 1 to 1185 and encodes 394 amino acids. The record is from RefSeq and is a predicted model, not a curated record. Gene Ontology annotation, cellular component: lysosomal membrane; lysosome.